This is a messenger RNA of Coffea arabica (coffee), 4596 nucleotides long. The record is from RefSeq and is a predicted model, not a curated record. Lineage: Eukaryota; Viridiplantae; Streptophyta; Magnoliopsida; Gentianales; Rubiaceae.
UACGUGUAUCAUAGGUCCUCUGAUGAUGGAACGUGUCGUAUUUGGGAUGCUAGAUGCCCAAACCCCAAAAGUACUCGUGUAUAUGUGCCAAAACCUUCAGAUCCUGCUCCUGGAAAGAACAAUGGUCCUUCAUCAAGCAGUGCCCAACAAAGCCAUCAGAUCUUCUGUUGUGCUUUCAACUCUAGUGGAACUGUUUUUGUUACUGGAAGCUCAGACACUCUUGCAAGGGUUUGGAAUGCUUGCAAGGGCAAUGCAGAGGAGUCAGGACUACCUAAUCAUGAGAUGGAUGUUUUAGCUGGACAUGAGAAUGAUGUAAACUAUGUCCAAUUUAGUGGCUGUGCUGUGACAUCUAGAUUUUCAGUCUCUGAUACUUCAAAAGAAGAAAACAUCCCAAAAUUCAAAAACACUUGGUAUAACCAGGACAACAUCGUCACCUGCUCUCGCGAUGGCAGUGCUAUCAUAUGGAUUCCAAGAUCUCGUAGAUCACAUGGUAAAAUUGGCCGAUGGACACGGGCAUAUCAUCUUAAAGUUCCGCCACCACCUAUGCCACCUCAACCACCGAGGGGAGGUCCUCGUCAAAGAGUUCUUCCAACUCCUCGUGGUGUUAAUAUGAUAGUCUGGAGUUUGGACAAUCGGUUUGUCCUCGCUGCUAUCAUGGAUUGCAGAAUAUGUGUCUGGAAUGCUGCUGACGGUAGCUUAGUACAUUCUUUGACAGGCCACACUGAAUCAACUUAUGUUUUAGACGUUCAUCCUUUUAACCCUCGAAUAGCAAUGAGUGCGGGAUAUGAUGGGAAAACGAUUGUCUGGGAUAUAUGGGAAGGCACACCUGUUCGUACUUAUGAAAUUGGACGCUUUAAGCUGGUUGAUGGAAAAUUUUCUCCGGAUGGAACAUCAAUUAUUCUCUCUGAUGAUGUUGGCCAACUGUAUAUACUUAGCACUGGGCAGGGAGAAUCCCAAAUGGAUGCCAAAUAUGAUCAGUUCUUCUUAGGGGACUAUCGACCACUUAUUCAAGAUACACAUGGAAAUGUUCUUGACCAGGAAACUCAGCUUUUACCUUACCGAAGGAAUAUGCAAGAUCUUCUUUGUGAUUCAGCCUUGCUUCCGUAUCCUGAGCCUUAUCAGAGCAUGUACCAACAACGGCGGCAUGGAAUCUUGGGCAUUGAAUGGCGCCCUUCUUCUGUAAAAUUUGCUGUUGGAGCUGAUAUCAGCCUGGACCAAGAUUACCAAAUGCUUCCCAUAGCAGACUUGGACGUUUUGAUUGAUCCACUUCCAGAGUUUCUAGAUGUUAGGGAUUGGGAACCAGAAAUUGAGAUACAAAGUGAUGAUACUGAUUCAGAGUAUCAUAUAACUGAGGAAAUCUCUUCUGGAGGGGAACAAGGAAGCUUAAUUUCUGUUUCUUCUGGUGACCUAGAGAGUAGUGGAGAUGACAGUGAGGCUGAGGAUUCCCAUAAAGAUGGCCUUCGAAGGUCAAAAAGGAAAAAACAGAAGGCCGAAAUUGAGGUCACUACAUCUUCUGGAAGACGUGUUAAGAGGAAGAAUCUGGAUGAAUAUGGUGAUAGUUCCCUUGUAAUUAGUCGUAGUAGAAAAUCAAAACUUGGUCGUAAAGUCUCAAGGAAAAGGUCAUCGUUAUCUAAGUCUUUACGACCUCAGAGAGCUGCUGCCAGGAAUGCUCUUCAUUUAUUCUCCCGAAUUACAGGAACAUCAGCAGAUUUAGAAGAAGAAUAUACCACUGAAGGUGAUUCAUCAGGAACUGAAACCAUACUUGAUGAUUCAAGCAUUGUCAGUGAAGACUCGGAUUUAUCUUUGCAAAAUGAAGGAGGAGAGAACUUGAAAGGAAAACAAAUUUCUGUCGAUCAGUCUGAGGAUUUGGAUAAACGUGAUCUCCGGUCAAAGCUUAAUCUAGAUGCUGGAGCUAAGAGAAGAUUAGUGUUAAAAUUGCCAAACCGUGAUGCAAGUAAAUUUUUAACUCCAAAAUAUGGUGUCCCUGAAUCUGAAAGCCAGCGUGUUUGUGCAGGCCCAUCAUCUACAGCUCCUACACCUGCAGAUGAGGGGAAAAGUUUUACACACGAUCACAAGUACCCUGUUAGUGAUGGACAUGGCGGUGAAAUGGAUAAAAGCCAUACAGGCCAACCUGCAAAGGUUCAACAUUGUUUAGACUUGCUUGAAGGGUGCAAAGAAAGCAAUAUUGGUUGGGGAGGGGUAAAGACUCGCACUUCUAAACGUUCAAGGAUGGGUGAAUCAAUGUCUUCAGUUGCACAUGCUGGAUCUAUUCCAUUUCUUGAUGGACACGACAAGACAGAAAAUGCUGGUACCGUGCACACUGGGAAUGAAGUGGAAACAAUUUCAUCUGCUUCUGCCUUCCAAAGCGGAGGUAAGGCUGAUGAAAUGAUUGAAAUAAACAAGGAUGAAGUUAGUGCCAGCAUUCUUAAUAAUUCUGAAGCUAAGAAUAUCGAUUCAAAUUCAUGUUUGAUUGACUCAAAGGACAUUGAAAAAUCAUCAUCUAAGCAGGUGAUUGAUGGUAGAACUGGACUUUCCAUUCAACUUACUAAUGGGAAAGAUGACAGUUUUAAAUUGCUAGAGAAACCUGUCACAAUGCCAACAAAGCUGCGCAUUAAGUCAAGAAUCUUUACUAGUGAUCAUGAAAGCUCUGGAAAGAUAGAGGGUCAAUCAUCAUUUGAGGGUUCUGGGCACAAUUCUUGUUGCAUGUCUGAAAGUUCAGACGUUAGGAAGAACUCAAGUUCUGGCCCUCUUGUCAAUGAAGAGACCAGACUACCUAAUUCAGAAAAUGGAAGCCAUGAUCAGGUUGGUAGGUCUUCCAAUUCUGUGUUGCUGGACUUGCAUCAGUUGCCUCCUCAAAAUAGGAUGUUCAGUGCUGUUUAUCGAAGGUCAAAGUCUCUGAGGGGUAGAAGUAAUCAAGAACAUGACAACGGAAAUGGAGCCAGUACUUCAGCUGGAGAAGAUCAUAAUUUACAUGAUGAAAACGAAGCACUGACUGAAGGUGUCAGGAGGCCAAGGUCCAUUAGAUUGAGGUCAUCAGCUGCAGAUGAUCUUAGCACAGAUGACGGAAAUCUUUUGCAAAUUGAAGGGAUCAGAAAGGCCAGGUCCAUCAGAUUGAGGUCAACUGCUCGUGAUUCAAACUUUUCAGGCAGCAAGAGUAAAAUUAAGGAAGCCCAUGGUGCUUCAUCAAAUACUCCACCUUUUGCAGAAAAUUCUUCAGUGAAUCGAGAUGAUAACUCUUAUGAAGAACAAGGAAUGGGUGCAAAGGUUCCUGUUAUGGGAUUAAGAUCGACCAGAAACAGAAGAAGUAGUUAUUAUGAUCGUGAAGCUAGUCCACCAGAUAAAAGGAAACCAAUUCAAUCAACAAGAAGUUCAUGGUUAUUGUUGUCAACACAUGAGGAGGGCUUCCGGUAUAUUCCCCAGCAAGCGGAUGAUGUUGUGUAUUUGAGACAGGGGCACCAAGAGUAUAUAGCUUACAGCCAUUUAAAGGAUUUGGGCCCUUGGAGUACACUCAAAGGCCACAUCAGAGCUGUGGAGUUUUGCAAGGUUGAAGAGCUCGAGUACUCAACAAUUGGUGGUUCUGGCGAGAGCUGCUGUAAAAUAUUACUUAAAUUUGUAGAUCCGGAAUCUAGUGUAGUUGGUAAAUCGUUUAGACUGGUUUUGCCUGAAGUGACUAGCUUCCCUGACUUUCUUGUUGAGAGAAGUAGAUAUGAUGCUGCCAUUUCGAGAAAGUGGACUUCUCGGGAUAAAUGCCAAGUUUGGUGGAAAAAUGAGGGUGAGGAAGAUGGUAGUUGGUGGGAAGGCCGGAUUUUGACUGUAAAACCUAAAUCUCCUGACUUUCCAGACAGUCCAUGGGAAAGGUAUGUGGUUCAGUACAAAAGUGAUCCCAGGGAAACACAUCAACAUAGUCCUUGGGAACUGUAUGAUGCUGAUACACAUUGGGAGCAGCCUCAUAUUGAUGUAGAUAUUAGAGACAAGCUGCUCACUGCUUUUGCCAAGCUGGAGCGAUCUGUGAUUAAGAAUCGGGACUACUAUGGGGUGCAAAAAUUGAGAGAAGUUUCUCAAAAAGCCAGUUUUAUUAACAGGUUCCCAGUUCCGUCGUCUCUUGAAGUGAUCCAGAGUAGAUUAGAGAACAACUAUUAUAGAAGUUUAGAUGCAAUGAAGCAUGAUGUUAAAGUACUGCUGUCAAAUGCCGAGUCCUAUUUCGGAAGAAAUGCUGAUGGUUUAGCAAAAGUUAGACGUUUGUCUGACUGGUUCACACGGAUACUGUGCUGAUUGUAGUUUUUGGGGACACAAUUUUGUAGAAAAUUCAUCUGACGUUAGGCUUUUAGGCCAAGCUGGUCAUCUUGUAUAUAUACAUUCCUCUUUCAGUUUAUGAUUUGCUCUCCUUCAUUUCGUUGGCUAGGAUAGGGCAGCUCCAGCUAAAGAGAAAAUUGGUUUGCCUUUAUAUGGUUGAUUGUUUAGGGGAAACUAAUUUAGGAAUCUAUAAUUUGCUGGUUGUUGGAAUGCUUCUUCCAACGCAUGCAUUUUUGUAUGUUUUUGACAUUGAGAAUUGGCAUCAAUUGGUACAAUAUUUUUAACGUUUCUCUAUUGCUUGUA